AUGUACACUACUUUCUCCGAAUUGGCGGGUAUAUCUGGAAACCUUUUAGAUAAUUGUGAUGAAUAUUUCGGCCCGGGAUUUACCUUGAUUUUAAGUCCUAUAUUGCAGAUAGUUAGUCGUAUGGAGCUGCUUUCAUUUCUGAUUCAUUUGCGAUUGAAGUGUACUCAGAAAUCAAUAGAGAGAAAAUUGCAUUCGAAAGAUAUUAAAGAUGAAGAGUUGGAACUACAUGGCAGGACACUUGAGAGCUUAUUGUCUGUUUUUAGUAUUCUCAUGGACAGUAAUAAAACUUUCAUGAGCUAUUUCAAAGACAGGUACUAUUUUGCUUGGAAAUAUUUACAAUCGAUUGUAUAUGGCCUCAAUAUUACUUCUGAUGAUAGACUUUAUGAUGAUGAAAAAACAACAGAUAAUGCUUCUUUGAAAUAUUCUUUGAACGAUAUUUCUGAUCUAGAAAAGUUAUUAACAUCUUGCGUAAAUUUGAAGGAAAAAAAUCUGAGCAGUCUUACAAGUAUAUCAAUAUUAGAUCGUCAUAGAAAAAUCGACAAACCUUCAAUCGAAAGUAGAAAAGAAGGGGAUUCAAUGGAAGCCAUAAUGAACGAUAUUCAAGUUGACAAACUAUGGAGACUGUUGGAUUUGUUUAAGCAAGAAUCUUCUGACCUUCAAUUCAGAAGCAUAUGGUCAAAUGCUGGAGAGCCGGAUGUUAGUUCUGUUUUAUUUCCAGGAAACUUAUCACUUGAAAAUUCAAAUGUGAUACCCCCUACUGGAGCUGAUGCCAUGUAUCAGGAGAACGAUCCUUUUAGACAAUUUGGGAUUGAAGACCUUUUUUUUGAUAGUGAGUUUUACAUGAGACUUAACCAUCUUCAUUGA
This is a messenger RNA of Debaryomyces fabryi, 864 nucleotides long. RefSeq lists its product as uncharacterized. Bases 1 to 864 code for a protein of 287 amino acids. Lineage: Eukaryota; Fungi; Ascomycota; Pichiomycetes; Serinales; Debaryomycetaceae. The transcript has a single exon. The record is from RefSeq and is a predicted model, not a curated record.